This is a messenger RNA of Epinephelus fuscoguttatus (brown-marbled grouper), 4133 nucleotides long. RefSeq names its product acyl-CoA synthetase bubblegum family member 1 (gene acsbg1). NCBI's taxonomy places the organism in Eukaryota, Metazoa, Chordata, Actinopteri, Perciformes, Serranidae. The transcript is spliced from 15 exons. The record is from RefSeq and is a predicted model, not a curated record. Gene Ontology annotation, molecular function: long-chain fatty acid-CoA ligase activity. Gene Ontology annotation, cellular component: endoplasmic reticulum; membrane. Bases 1987 to 4071 code for a protein of 694 amino acids.
AUAAAAAUGAAAAAACAAUUAAGUUUUGAAAAACAGGAUUGCAUUUACAGCUUUAGUUAGUAACUUUUAUUAAAAAAGAAAAAAAACAACUGCUUUGCGUAUUGGCUGUAGGAAUGGCUGUGGCUAAGAGGUAGAGUGGGUUGUCCACUAAUUGGAAGAUCCCCGGCUCCUCCAGUCUGCAUGUCGAAGUAUCCUCGAGCAAGAUACUGAACCCUAAAUUGCUCCUGAUAGCUGUUCCCAUCGGUGUGUGAGUGUGUUAUAACUGAGUAGCAGGUGGCACCUUGUAUAGUAGCCUUGACCACCAGUGUGUGAAUAGGUGAAUGUGACUCACAGUGUAAAAAGCGCUUUGAAUGGUCAGAUGACUUGAAAGGCACCAUUUAUUCACACAACACUAAAUGAGACAGACAGAUAGCCUAACGGUCUCUAACGCAGGUGUCAAUCACAGUUUGGGAACUGUGGUCAGACUAGGCAGUGCUGAUCAAAUAUGAAUCAAGACUCUGUUACUGCAUUGCAUAUUUCUUACCUCAAAUAUUUUCAGAGACAUAUUUUAGUGUACUGUUCAGCUGAGAAAUGAAAACUUUGGGUCUGGCCAGUGGGGCAGUGCUUGGUACUUUGGACGGCUAUUUUCAACAGAACUGCCAAGACACAAACUGUCAUUUUAGACCUUAAUGAUACACUAAAAUAUGUUUCUGAAAACAUCUGAGGUAACCAAAAGUAAAUGCAGUUACAACAUAUUGAUUCACAUGUGAUCAGCCUAGUUCGAUUGCAAUUCACAAGCAUGACUCACAGCUGCAUCAGAGACCCCUCUGCUCAGAUUUGGCUGUUUUUGGUGUGCAGUUAAUUUUAGCAAAUGCCAUCACAAGCAGCACAAAGGGAGGAGGGACAUUCAGAGAUUGUCUCAUGCGUAUUUCAGAACAUAGUGACAGUUUCAGCAAAUAUGACAUUAAAUUAUUUUCAUAGAAGUUACUAACUGUGGCUUUAAAGUGUUCAUUUAAAAAGAAACCAAUGAACCAUUCUCUCUAGUAAACGGUAGUAAUGAUAUUAACAAUAAUAAUAAUGAUGCAUUUUAUUUAUAGCUGCCUUUCAAAGCACUCAAGGACACAUUACAACAGUGGUUCCCAACUGAUGGGUCACGGUUCUUGCUGAAUGGGCCGCAAGUGACUUGCACACCUAUCAACAUUGUACAAAGCACACUUUAUUUUUAAUUACAGUACUCUACCUGCUGUAGAGUGAGUGAAUAAUGAACAACUACUUAACAGAGACAGCAAACUAGCUUGAGACAUUGCGAAACACAAGUAUGACACUGAAUAUAUUAAACUGUGUGGACUUUGAACUAAUGACUCAGGAGAAAUCUGGACCCCGUGGCUGGACCAGUUAGGAACCACUGCUUUACAAGACAGUUUUUUAAACAAGCAGCAAUGUAUCCAUAGAUCAUAAAAUCAAACAAUUCUGUAAUAUAGAAUAAAAAUCCAUUAAAUAAGACUGAAUAUUCUAGCUCGUAAAGGUAUACUUUCAGCUGGGACUUAAAAGUGGACAGAGAGACAAUAUUCUACUGGUAAUGACUUACGUAGAUUUUAUGUUUCCUGACCUAGAAAUAAAAUUAAGGUAUCUGUUGUACAUUAUCAUAUUUUGUGAUAACGACACUGCGUAAGAGACUCCUCAGCUCUGAUAUGGUUGUUUUGGUGUGCAGUCAAUUUUGGCAAAUGCCAUCACAAGCAGCAGAAAGGGAGGAGGGACAAAAAAAAAAAAAUUCAGAGACUGUCACAUACACUUCUGUCAGAACAGUGGCAGCUUCAGCAAAUAUGACACGAAGUUAUUUUCACACAAGUUACCAAGUGCAGCUUUAAAGCUUUCAUUGAAAAGAAAUUGAUCAACAUUUCUCUCUGCACGAAAAGAUUUUCAGUUUCACAUCAGUUUCUCCUUUGAGCAAAUCAAGAGGCUUGAUCCUGCAUAACCUGGAGCCACACUACCAGGACAUCUGACAGUAUGGACUUUCCUGAUGAGAGGGGAGAUUAUGAACUUGAGAACAGUGUUCAGAAGUCUAUGGCACAAGUGCAGACAGACAGUGAAGAAGAUGCCCCUGUAGGAAAGACAAACACAGGAGAGGAGUUUGCUGGCACACCUCUCGCUCAAGCUCAUUCACUUUGGACCAGUGAUGUUAAAGGCUCAGUGAGACUGAGAAUAGAAGAAGGAUGUUCAGAGGAGCCUGUCACAGUUCACCAAAUGUUCAAAGCCUCGGUCGAAAGAUACGGUAACAUGUACGCACUUGCGAGCAAGAAGGACAACAAAUGGGAAAAGAUAACGUUCUUAGAGUAUUAUCAGUUCUGCCGGAGAGCAGCAAAGAGCUUUAUCAAGCUUGGUUUGGAGCGAUUCCAUGGAGUGGCAAUACUAGGAUUCAAUUCAGCAGAAUGGUUCUUCUCUGCGGUCGGUGCCAUCAUGGCAGGGGGGACAAUGACAGGAAUUUAUGCCACAAACUCACCAGAAGCUUGUCAGUAUGUGGCCAGUGACGCCAAAGCCAACAUUAUUGUGGUGGAAAACCAAAAGCAACUGGAUAAAAUCUUGCAGAUACAUGACAGACUGCCCCAUUUGAAAGCCAUAGUGCAGUACAGUGGACAGCCCCUGCAGACGGUCUCCAAUCUUUACUCUUGGGAGGAGUUCAUGGAGCUGGGUCUGGAUGUUUCUGAGAAAGAGCUGGAUGACAUCAUCGGCAGCCAGAGAGCCAACCAAUGCUGCGUCCUGAUCUACACCUCUGGCACCACCGGCAAGCCAAAAGGAGUCAUGCUCAGUCAUGACAAUAUCACAUGGACCGCCAAUUAUGCCAGCAAGGCCGGGGACGUGCAGCCGGCCGACACUAAACAGGAGUCACUAGUGAGCUACCUGCCUCUCAGCCACAUCGCUGCUCAGAUCUAUGAUCUCUGGAAGGGCAUCCAGUGGGGUGAGCUAGUGUACUUUGCACAGCCAGAUGCCUUAAAGGGCAGCCUGAUAACGACUUUGCGAGAAGUUUGUCCCACAUCCCACAUGGGUGUCCCGCGGGUGUGGGAGAAAAUCAUGGAGAAGAUAAAACAGGCAAUCAGUGAGUGUGGAUAUGUGAAAAAGAAACUGGUGACAUGGGCGAUGUCAGUCAGUCUGGAUGCCAAUCAAAAGUGUACGCAAAAGGAUGAUGAGAAACCGUUCCUCUUUACCCUGGCUGACAGCCUGGUGCUGCAGAGGCUUCGGGCUGAGCUGGGCCUGUCUUGCUGUGAGAAGUUCUUCUCUGGAGCUGCACCUAUCGGCAGUGAAACGGUGCAGUUUUUCCUCGGCCUGAAUAUCCGGUUGUAUGAGGCAUAUGGCAUGAGUGAGAGCACAGGACCUCACUUUAUGUCAAGUCCCAAAGCUUACAAACUACCAAGCUGUGGUAAGGUGGUGCCCGGUUGUCGCUACAAAAUGGCCAAUGUAGACUCCGAGGGCAUUGGCGAAAUUUGCUUUUGGGGACGUAACAUUUUCAUGGGUUUCCUCAACAUGGAAGACAAAACAAGAGAAGCUUUGGAUGAAGAUGGAUGGCUCCAUUCUGGAGACCUGGGGAGGAUAGACGAAGAGGGUUUCUUGUUCAUCACGGGGAGAAUAAAAGAGCUCAUCAUCACAGCUGGAGGGGAGAAUGUCCCCCCUGUUCCCAUCGAGGAGGCAGUGAAGAAGGAGGUACCAAUCAUCAGCAAUGCCAUGCUCAUAGGGGACAAGAGGAAGUUCUUGUCAAUGCUUUUAACACUGAAGUGUUGCAGCGAUAAAGAGACUACGGAGCCAACAGAGGAGCUGAGUUCGGAGGCCGUGGAGUUUUGCCGACAGCUAGGCAGCCAAGCAACCAAGGUGUCUGACAUCACUGAGGGAAAAGACAAAGACGUGCAUCAGGCCAUUCAAGAGGGAAUCAACAGAGUCAACGCUGCGGCCACCUCUAAUGCCCAACGCAUACAGAAGUGGACGAUUCUAGAAAAAGACUUCACUGUUUCUGGAGGAGAGCUGGGUCCCACAAUGAAGCUUCGUCGCCCUGUUGUGUUGGAGAUGUACCACAAGGUCAUAGAGAGCCUCUAUCAGCAGUAGCGUCAUGUUCCCGGAGGAAUGACUGUGUCGCUGUUAGUAUGAAGAUCACGUGUCACUUGCAC